Fonticula alba is the source of this 2341-nucleotide messenger RNA. RefSeq lists its product as hypothetical. Lineage: Eukaryota; Rotosphaerida; Fonticulaceae. The transcript is spliced from 6 exons. Gene Ontology annotation, biological process: protein folding; protein peptidyl-prolyl isomerization; protein polyubiquitination. The coding region runs from base 83 to 2155 and encodes 690 amino acids. Gene Ontology annotation, molecular function: ubiquitin-ubiquitin ligase activity; peptidyl-prolyl cis-trans isomerase activity. Gene Ontology annotation, cellular component: catalytic step 2 spliceosome. The record is from RefSeq and is a predicted model, not a curated record.
UCUCUCUCUCUCUCUCUUUCCUUCUCUCCCCUCCUCCUCCCCCUUAGCCAACCGUCACUCCUGUCGACGCAAAAGCGCCACGAUGGGCAAGUGGACCGACAAGAAUUACAUCACUGCCUCCGAGUGGCAGCGGGACUUUCACGGCGCCAAGAAGCUCUCCUCGACCCGCGAGAGCGAGGCGGCCGAGCGGCCACUUCCCUUUGGCUGCUGUUCGCUGAGCUUGCGCCCGGUGGACGGGAUUCCGGCCAACACGGUGUGCACGCCACAGGGGGAUAUCUUCGAGCGUCGCCUCAUCCUGCGAUUCAUUCGCCAGCAUGGACGCAACCCCGUCUGUGGGAGCCCCCUGCAUCCCAAUCAGCUGCACCCGCUGAGCCUACACCGAGUGGCCCUGUCAUCGGCCCCGUUGGCGGCCAUCCAGACAUCCACGUCGCAAGUGCGCGAUGAGGGGGCCCGCAUCGAGGGGGUUUUUGGUGACCCGGUUGUGGAGAAGUCUUUCACCGCCGGGUCGACCAUUGUGGCGGUGGUGUGCGGCCUGUCCGCCAGCUCCCCCUCUGGCGGUCGGUCCGAAAAGCAGCAAGUUCGCCGUGCCAUGGAGGCGGCGGCGGCCGAGCUGGCCGCCGAGAAGGCCGCGAUGGAGGGUGCUCCCGAAGGGGCCGCCCUGCCGGAGCGUGCCACCGCCGCCACCUCGGCCUGGGCAUAUGAUCGGGCUACGCUGGAGGAUCUGUGCAUUCGGAAUAGCAGCUGGCGCGACCCGCAAACCGAUCGGGCCUUCACCCGCGGGGAUAUGGUGCUCCUGCAGCAGGGGUCCACGACGGCCAGCUACUCGGACGCGGCGGCUCGGCUGACUCGGGCCGCGCCGGUGGCCAUGUCCCACGGCGCCGGCUCUUCUGACGAUUCGGAUGACGAGCCGGCUCCUGAGCCUGCGCCUGUGGACAUUCUCACGCGGAAGUUCCCGGCGCGCUUCUGGUGGCGCCAGGAGAAAGUUCCCUUCCAGUUGCUGAUUGAUGACGAUGAUGACCCGGAGAGCGCCUUCAUCAACAAGGCCAUCAUCCCGGAGAAGAUUCGUGCGAUCACCGCGCGCGACCGGGUGCUCCCGAGUGUUGGUUCGAUUCCCGGCGGCAAGUCGGUCACCCCCUCCUUUGUCAAGCCCACAGACCACGGCCACACGGCGGCACACUUCACCACCGGUGGCCAGGGCGCCUCGCUGACGUCGACAUCCGUCGCCCCUCAAACCGAGGAGGUCCGCGUUCACUGGAACGCCGACGACGUGAUGUACGACAAGAUCCGUGAUCCCGGGCUGGUUGAUGUGCAUGUCGAGGGCCAUGGGGUCUUGCGCAUCGAGCUCCUCGCGCGAUAUGCCCCGAUGACCUGCCACAAUUUCAUCCUCCUGGCCAAGGCCGGCAAGUAUGAUGGGGUUGGCUUCCACCGGUUGAUCCGCAACUUCAUGAUCCAAGGCGGCGACCCGACCGGCACCGGCCAGGGCGGCGAGUCGGCCUGGGGGCCGGAUGUCAAAGUGCGCGAUGAGUACCAUCGGGCUUCGCACUUGUCGCACAAUGAGCGCGGUCUCCUGUCCAUGGCCCACCCGCCGGGGGAGAAGGAUGCCGGCACAUCGCAGUUCUUCAUCACCCUCAGCUCGGCCUGCACGCACUUGGACCGGAAGCAUACCAUCUUCGGCCGGGUGCUGGCCGGUUACCUGGUCGAUGAGCAUGGGGUCCGAACCAGUCCCGAUGUCCCGGGCGGCGGGUCCGUCCUGCAGACAAUGGAGCGCGUGGCCACCGACAAGCGCGAUCGGCCGACCGAAGCGAUUGUCAUGCGCCGGGUGGUCGUUCGCCGGGAUCCCUUCGAGGAGUUCCAAACACGCCAUCGUGAGCAGGAGCAGCAGAAGGCCCGCGCCAAGGAGGAGCAGGAGCGGAUGGAGCGCAAUCGAAAGCGCGUGCGCCCGGAGGCGCGCCCAGGUGCCACGGCCCAAACAAUUGGCCGCUUCAUCAGUGCGGCCACGGCCAAGUCCCUGCGCGUUCUGCCGGGAGGCGGGUCGGCCUCCGGGACGGCGACCCUUGUCCGGCCGCCGUCGGAUGGCUUUGUCGAGCCGAGCCAGGCCCCAGCCAAAAAGCCUCGGUCCGGCCUGUCUGGCUUGUCAGACUUUUCCUCCUGGUAGGGUCCCAGCGUGCCUGCCCCCCCUUGCCGUCCGUGCGCGUGGGACCCCCUCCCCCUUCUUCUGUCCUCCUCCCUUCCCUCUUGCCUUUUUCUCUCCCUCCCAACCAAUGCACCAAUAUCCUGAGAAGGCCUCUUCCGUGUAUAGGGCGUGCCGGCCUUUCUAGACGCACACACACACACACACACA